UUUACUCGUAAACCGAGAUCUGAAAGAAAAAAAGUGAUUAUUUUAGCAAAGGAGAUAGAGUCACUCAUACAGACGAUACAUAGUGGUGCUUGUCCAUGGCGAUCAAAGCGGGGAGGGUUUUGAGAACGGCUACUGCUGUGGCGAAGAAGGUCCAUCAGAAACAGUUCUCAGCUGCAUCGUCCGCAUCUACUACACCCACACCGCCUGUUUCUUCAUCUUCCGGUGUUGGAUCAUUUCUGGGUAUUCUCAAGGAACCUCGCUCUGAAUCCGAUUUAUUGAUCUCCCAGUACAUCAGACUCUGCCAG
Molecule: messenger RNA, 305 nt
Organism: Camelina sativa (false flax)
Lineage: Eukaryota; Viridiplantae; Streptophyta; Magnoliopsida; Brassicales; Brassicaceae
Source: RefSeq, a predicted model, not a curated record